GAUGGAAGAAAACAAAAUGACGGUCUCCUCACCAUUUGGGCUGCACUUAGUGCACUUGGAUCUCAAAGGUGCUCCACCAAAGGUCUCCUACCUGGCUGAGAUCUUUCCUUUAUUUCGUACCCUUGGUGCCAAUGGCCUUCUCGUUGAGUAUGAGGACAUGUUUCCUUAUGAGGGAGAGCUGAAGCCACUCAGAGCAGAGCAUGCUUACAGUGCUUCAGAGAUUAAAGAGAUUUUAAAUUUGGCAAAGUUGCACAAGUUAGAAGUUAUCCCUUUGGUGCAGACCUUUGGACACAUGGAAUUUGUCCUAAAACAUCAAGAGUUUUCUCACCUCCGGGAAGUGGAGAUGUUUCCAAACGCCCUCAACCCACACAAAGAGGAAUCCCUGAUGCUGGUCAGUGCAAUGAUUAACCAGGUGGUGGCGCUGCAUGAUGGCUUACGAUGGUUUCACAUAGGCUCUGAUGAGGUCUACUAUCUCGGUGAAGGGGAGGAAUCAAAGCAAUGGCUGCAGAAAGAAGAGAACAGCACAGAGAAGCUGUUUCUGUCCCACAUGAAAGCUGUUGCAAGUUGCAUGGUCUCGUCUCAUCCGGAGGUGAAGCCCAUUGUGUGGGAUGAUAUGCUCAGGGGGGUGAGUGAGGAAACACUGACAGAGUCUGGGGUAGCUCAGCUGAUGGAGCCAAUGAUUUGGGACUAUGCACCGGAUCUUGACAAGGAUGACAAAGUGCUUCUCAUUGAAAAGUACCGCAAGUGUGGCUUCCCCAAGCUGUGGUUUGCUAGUGCCUUUAAAGGAGCCACUGGGGCGAAUCAGUCUCUAACCCUGAUUGGACACCACCUAAAAAACCAUCUCCAGUGGCUGAAAGUGGCAAACAGCACCCCUGCUGAUAUGCUCCAAGGCAUCGCCCUGACCGGCUGGCAAAGGUAUGACCACUUCUCUGUCUUAUGUGAGCUUCUUCCAGUGGGAAUCCCAUCACUAGCUGUGUGUCUACAGGCGCUACAGAAUGGUGGCUAUUCUGAAAAGGUUAAAGAAAAUGUGGAGAAACAGCUGGGGCUCUCAAGUCUGGAAAUCGACACUUUCAUGAGUGAAAGUUCAGGGACCUUUCCAGGGAGUGACAUCUUUACACUUGUGACUCAGGUCUGCUUCUAUCUGAAGCCCUCAGUAGAUGAACUUCUUGAAAGAAACAGGUAUGUCACAGGCUGGUUCAGCCCCUACCACAGAAAGAGGAGGAUCGUUCAUCCUAUAAUGAUGCAUCAUUUUCAGCCGGAUGCACUAAGUCUUCUAGCCAAGUGGAAUGCUGUGAUGCAAGAGCUUCAAGCAGCCCUUGAGAGAGUUUUCUACAUGUGUACCCUAGAAGAGUGGAUGGAGGAGAAUGUCCAUCCCAGCUUACACAAACUGCAGGAAGUAGUGGAUGACCUAGACAAAGCAAUACAAGCACAAGCCUAG
Molecule: messenger RNA, 1438 nt
Organism: Emys orbicularis (European pond turtle)
Lineage: Eukaryota; Metazoa; Chordata; Testudines; Emydidae
Gene: HEXD
Product: hexosaminidase D
Exons: 12
Coding region: 2-1438 (478 amino acids)
Biological process (GO): carbohydrate metabolic process
Molecular function (GO): hexosaminidase activity
Source: RefSeq, a predicted model, not a curated record